AUGGCUUCUCGAACACCUGGUGAUAGACCUCUUCAAUUCGACUUGGAAUCUCUUGGUGGAAGUACCGAGAAGGAGGCAGAAUCCUCUUCUCAUGUCCUUGGGGAAACUCGCCCCCGCGAUGUAGCGCUGGAACGUAGUGCCAGUCACUAUUCCCCUCGGGUCAACAUUGGGGCGAAGAUACCAGGCGAGUUCAGAACUCUGAGUAUCCAUGUUGAAGAGACAAGAGAUGGUCGAGCGGACGCCAAGGCGAAGCCCGUCGUCAAAGAAAUUGCGGACCUGGACUGGCACGAACUGGACACUCUCGAGGUUCUCACUCGUCUCGGAGUAUCAGAGAAAGCUGGAUUAGAUGGUCCCAUGGUUAUCAGGCGGCUGGCGCAGAACGGCAAGAACGUUAUCACUCCUCUGCCGAAGAAUCUGCACAAGCGUAUAUUUUUCUAUAUCUUUGGAGGUUUCGGUGGCUUGUUAUUCGUCGCGUCUAUCGUCUGUUUCCUUUCUUGGAGGCCCCUCGGCGACCCGAACCCAUCGACAGCCAACUUGGCUCUUGCGGUAGUUCUUCUGCUUGUUAUUGUGAUACAAGCCGUCUUCAAUGCCUGGCAAGAUUUCACUACAAGUCGCACUAUGAACUCUAUUGCCGCCAUGUUACCCAUGGAUGUUUUGGUCACUCGGGAUGGUAACGCUGUCAAAGUCCCGGCACCCGAACUUGUCCUUGGAGAUAUCGUUCAUAUCAACAUGGGAUGCAAAGUCCCUGCGGAUCUUCGGCUCAUUGACGUAUCCUCCAAUCUCAAAUUCGACAGGUCCAUCCUGACUGGCGAGAGCAACGCUAUUCCUGCUACUGUCGAAAACACCAAUCCUAACUUCAUGGAGUCUCGCAACAUAGCUCUUCAAGGGACGCUCUGCGUUGGUGGAGGUGGUCUGGGCAUAUGUGUGUGCCUCGGCGACAAGACGGUCUUUGGACGGAUUGCGAAACAAGCUGCAUCAGAGCGUCCUGGACGAACUUCACUGGAGUCCGAGAUCCGACGCCUUGUGUUGAUCAUAUGUAGCCUGGCCCUCACCAUCGACAUUAUCUUUGUUAUUUUGUGGGCUGCGUGGCUCCGUCGCGAUCAUCCAAACUUCAUACCUGUUCCGACAUUGCUUAUAGAUUUGGUUUCCGUCGCUGUUGCCUUUAUACCGGAGGGUCUUCCCGUUUGCGUUACUCUUUCUCUGACGGUGAUAGCCGGUGCCAUGCGGAAAGCUAACAUCCUGUGCAAGUCCCUCAGUACAGUUGAGAGCUUGGGAUGCGUCAAUUUCAUCGCUUCUGACAAGACGGGUACUUUGACGCAAAACAAAAUGACAGUGGUCAAUAUUUCUAUCGGGGACGAGCUUUUGACAGUCUCAGAGGCAAAAACAGCUGCACUCACUACUGGGCCCGCUGGGGAGCGUGUUAAGAUUUUGGCUGCAAUUGCUGGAAUUUGUAACGACGCGCGUUUCGACGCGGCAGACGAGAAGUUACCUGCGGAAAUUCGGAAAGUUCACGGCGAUGCUACAGAUACCGGUCUACUUCGAUUUUCGGAAAGCAUCAGUCCUGUUGAGGACAGCCGAGCAACGUGGACAGAGCGUGCAAAGAUUGCCUUCAACUCUAAGAACAAGUUUGCUAUGAAACUACUACAAGCAGUUCCCCAGAACAAACCGACUAGAUCAAUGCCCGUCUCUUCCACUGAUGACUUCGAUGUGUCAUCGGAUUAUGUCCUAUUGGUUAAAGGGGCUCCUGAGAUAGUAUCACGCCGUUGUAGCCAUAUAAUGGAUUCGGACGGAACAAUCGGACCGAUGGACGAUACCCUCGCAGACCGUCUGUCGGCAGUACAAGAGCAAUUUGCAUCAAACGGCCAGCGCGUUCUACUCAUGGCUAAGAAGAUCAUCCACGGCGCAGAGCUCCCAGCAGAUUUUUUUGUCGAAUCCGGUUCUUUCCCUAUGGAAGAUCAUAUGCUUGCUUUCAACUCUGGCUUGACGGUGGUUGGUUUGGUAGCUUUGAUCGACCCGCCAAAGGAUGAUGUCAAGCUCACUGUUGCUACGGCGCGUCGGGCGGGCAUUCGGUUUGCGAUGGUCACAGGCGAUUUCUCUUCAACUGCUGCCGCCAUUGCUCAGCAAGUGGGAAUUAUCACCACACCAAUGAGCGAAGUGAAGCAUGUUACAGACCUUCAGCACGAUGCUCCAAUUGAGUCAGUGGCUGAGUACGAGCCUGACAUCUAUAAGCGCUCGGGUCCGCAAAUGCGAAGUCUUGUCUUAAGCGGUUCUGACCUCAUCGGCAUGACCGAAUCUCAGUGGAAACAAGCACUUGCCUUUGAUGAGAUCGUUUUUGCACGGACGACGCCCCAGCAGAAACUUCAAAUCGUGAAACAAUUACAAGCGGAGGGAUGUACCGUUGCGGUGACAGGCGAUGGAGUGAAUGAUUCUCCGGCUUUGAAGCAAGCCGACGUCGGAGUUGCUAUUGCUGGAGGCUCCGAAGUUGCCAUGGAGGCCGCGGACUUGAUCCUGCUCUCAGAUUUUUCUGCCAUCAUCACUGGAAUUCAAUAUGGACGUCUGUGCUUUGAGAACCUCCAAAAGUCAAUAUUGUAUCUCUUACCAGCCGGCAGUUUCUCCGAGCUCAUGCCUAUCGUUCUUAAUGUACUCACCGGGGUACCGCAAGCACUGAGCAAUUUCCAGAUGAUCAUUAUCUGUAUUUUUACGGAUGUCUCCCCUGCGCUCUCCAUGGUGAACGAGAAGCCUGAAGCAGAUCUGUUAUUACGCCCGCCUCGUAAUCGCAAAAAGGAUCGCCUGGUUAAUUGGAAACUCUUGCUGCAUGCGUAUCUCUUUCUGGGGUUGAUGGAGACAGUGACAUCCAUGGUUGGGGCGUUCUAUUUCGGAUUUGAGCGCAAUGGCGUCCCAUUCUCUGCUCUGUGGCUCAAGUACGGAGAUUAUGAUGCAGACCCCGCGCUGAUACAGGAGCUUACGAACAAGGCACAGUCCAUCUAUUUCUUCAAUUUGGUCAUAAUGCAAUGGUUCAAUCUACUUGCGACACGUACCAGAAGGCUGUCGUUGUUCCAGCAAAAUCCUUUUGGUUCAAAAACGCGCAAUGUCUUCCUGUUCCCUGCUAUGGCGGCUGCACUCACUAUUGCCUGUUUCUUCUCCUACAUUCCAUGGUUCCAAAAGGUCCUUUUGACACGCGGAGUUAAUGUCGAGUUCUAUUUCUUGCCGAUUGCGUAUGGUAUCGGCAUGCUUUUCCUUGACGAGGCUCGCAAAUGGUGGAACAGGAUGCACCCAUUGUCGUUCCUUGCACGAAUCGCAUGGUAA
Messenger RNA from Desarmillaria tabescens, 3306 nucleotides. RefSeq lists its product as uncharacterized. Bases 1 to 3306 code for a protein of 1101 amino acids. The record is from RefSeq and is a predicted model, not a curated record. The transcript is spliced from 21 exons. Gene Ontology annotation, cellular component: plasma membrane. Gene Ontology annotation, molecular function: ATP hydrolysis activity; P-type sodium:potassium-exchanging transporter activity; ATP binding. Gene Ontology annotation, biological process: intracellular sodium ion homeostasis; potassium ion import across plasma membrane; proton transmembrane transport. NCBI's taxonomy places the organism in Eukaryota, Fungi, Basidiomycota, Agaricomycetes, Agaricales, Physalacriaceae.